Chondrus crispus (carragheen) is the source of this 1218-nucleotide messenger RNA. RefSeq lists its product as hypothetical. NCBI's taxonomy places the organism in Eukaryota, Rhodophyta, Florideophyceae, Gigartinales, Gigartinaceae. The transcript has 2 exons. The record is from RefSeq and is a predicted model, not a curated record. The coding region runs from base 1 to 900 and encodes 299 amino acids.
AUGCGAUCCGGCUGUGCUCGUUACAAAACAAAACUUUUAUACCAAACCCUGCGAGCACGCAAAACAGCGCAUGACAAGCCGGCUAAUACUUACUCCGUAUCACUUGUGCUCCAUCUCACAGCGCGUCACACCCUGUGCACGGACACCCGCUUCCCGGGCAGAUCGCCCCAUCUCAACGCACCAAACACCGCUGCAAAGCACCCCAAUUUCGGCGACGUGCACCCGGUCUCGCUGCGCCGCGGGCGAUACAGCGGACGACCCUGGAGCGAGCAGGAAGACGCGCGUCUGCGCGAGGCGGUCUCGCAGCACGGCCGCGACUGGGCGCAAGCGGCCGCCCACGUGGGCAACGGGCGGACGAACCGCGGCUGCCGCCAGCGCUGGCUGUUGCGCCUGCAAACCAGCGUGAGUAAAGGGCCGUUUACGAUGGCCGAGAUGUCGCGUCUCCGCGACUUGCUGCGGGCGCACCCCAAGCAGUGGACCAAGGUCGCGCAGCUGCUCGGCUCGGGGCACUCCGGGGACCAGGUGCGCGACUUUGCCGUGAGUGGCAGCGGCAUGGCGGAGCACUACCGCGUGUGGACGGCGGAGGAGGAUCAGGCUCUGCGCGACGCCGUGGCGAAGCAUGGCGUGGGCAAGUGGGCCGCCGUGGCCGACUUGCUGGAACGGCGGGAUGACGCAAGCUGUUACUCGAGAUGGACCUUCUCGCUGGACCCCAAGUUGGUGCGGGGGGCGUGGAGUGAGGACGAGGAUCGACGGCUUGUGGCGGCGGUGCAAGCGUUGGAAAAGUCGGGUGAGCCGUUCCAUUUCGGAGAUGUCGCCGUUCUUAUGCAGAACCGGCGCCAUCGAAAGGCGUGCCGCUCCCGCUAUAAACGUCUCAUAGCGAAGGCGCAGGCUAGCAAGUGACGGAGAGGCGGAUGUUGACAGAGGGUACGGUUGACAAUAAAAUAGGGAAGAUAGUCGACUCGUGGUUGACAAAAUCGACGACGGCCGUCCUCUUUCGACACCUUCCGGCCAUGUCGAACGACACAGAAAAAGCGCCGGUUGGUGACAAGAAACGAUUGACCCUUGUGACGGGGAGGCCGGUUUUGACAGAGUCACGGUUGAAAAUAUAAUAGGGAUGGAGGUCGUCGCGCAACCUGACAACAUCGAAGACCAUCGUACUUCCUUGACACCUCCCACACCGUAAAAGGGCCGGGUAGUGACAAGAAAGGCAUGAUAAUU